UUGAAUUUUGACUUCGUCGUCAUUCAUGUUGUUUGGGCUUGAUUUGACAUGAUUGAUUAUAAAACUUACGGUUUAUGGAGCAAAAAAUAAAAAUAUUUGUUUAGAUAACUCAUAUCUCGACGCCAUACAAGAAAUAACGUACCUUCCAAAAACGUAGUUAUUUGUGGAACAAUUCGGCGAUGUCGUCAGACAUAGACAUUGAGGAGCACAAUGUGCUAGACCAUCCGAAGAUUAAGACCAUAUUUCCGGACAUUUCAUCCAUAAAGACGGAAAUUGUGGAUAUAGAUGAUGAGGAAAUGCUCGAGUAUGCUGAUGACAAUGAAUAUCUCCAAGAAGACAUGUAUCAUGACGAUAUGCUGGAAGACGAUACACACGGGAUUGAUGGGAUCGAUGACAUUCAUCUCAUAGACCCGGCCAGCUUCCACCACGUGUCACAGAACAAAAUUAUCCUGGGCACGAAACCGGUGCCCGAGAGAGAUCCCACGUCAGCGCAUGUGUCGCUAAUAGAUUGGAAAUAUAUACUCAAUAGGCACAAGUUCUACUGCCAGGAGUGUAUGAUACUGUUCCCCACGCAGAAUACGAUGGAUGCGCACAGAAUGACAGCCCAUUCGCUGUUGGUUGCGGUGCAAGAGUAUGAGAAUGUAGAUGAGGACACAGCCGACCCGCCGAGGGUCAAUAAAGCCAAGAAGAGUACAACGAAAAGCGUCGCCGCGUUACACUGCAGCGGUUUCAGGCACAACAAAGCCGUAAAAAGCACGGCCAAAGUGAAAACGGACGUGUUGAGUGCUAGUGUCGAAAGUGCAUCGAGUGUCGAUCGAUCGAUAGUGUCGAUAGUGCAAAGUGCGUCGAACGUGCGCGGCAUGGUGAACCUAAAAAAGUGUCCGGUCUGCAAGUGUUACUAUCUAAGCGAGCGGAACAUACGGUGUCACUUCAUGAAGAACCACGGGACGAGUGGCCUGAGGCCGAUCGACGAACCGUUCAGCGGGAAGUGCUCGUUCUGCGAUUACAAAACGAUAAACUUCAAGAAGUACAACUUUCACCUGCAACAAGUGCACAAUGGGAUAUUCAAGAGGUUAUGUGCACAGCGAGAGCAGUUCGCGUGCUCUGAACACGACUUGACCUUCACGUCGGCGAACGCCUUGCACAUACACAGGGUGGCCGCUCAUACGCCCGAUGAUAGUGCCUCUGCGGUACACGUGGGGGUCGUGCCGCGGGAGAUUCUGUUCAAAUGCGACAAAUGCCCGAACCACUUCCUUGCCAGUUGCGCGGCGUUCUCCCACUCGGUGCAGUGCGUUAAGACGCACGUGGAGUGGACGUGCGCGGUGUGCAAACGCGCGUUUCGCUCCUCGGACAUACAAAAGCACAAGUUGCAGCACGCGCUGUUCAAAAAGUUCAAUGUUCUGAAGAUUUCGCAAAAGUUGACGAAGCGGGUCGCGUGCAAGUGUCCACAAUGCGGCGUGCUGUUCGACGAGCGAACCUUCUGGAAGUGUCACGCGCCGCACUGCGUUGAGACCGCGUCGGAGCCGUGCGCCGCGUGCGGUUCGAAUGUCGAACGUUCGUUCGUGGACAAGCACAGCAGAAUACACGCGGCCAAUUUGAAAAUUUUGACAAUCGAAUUCGUCACCGGCCAGCUGGAGCUGAAGGCACAGGUGACACCUGUCAAACCGGGCGCCAACAACGAAUAUAGGAGUGUGUCGAUAUUGUACUAUUGCAGGGCGUGCAAGACGUACUGCCACACGAAAACGCAGUUCCAUUUGACGGAGGCGUGUUGCGACAUGUCCGGGGUCAAAAAGCGGACGUGCAAGCUGUGCGGUCUGUGCUUCACCACGAAAACAUUUCCGACACACAUGGCGCGAGAGCACGACGAUAGGAAUUUCAAUUUGGGCAACAUUGAUUUUUUUGAUAUAAAAACGGAACAGAGAAUCACUCCGCCGCUGCCUGAAUGGAAAAAGUGUUCCCAGUGCAAGAUAAAUUUCUUCGGCCAGAGAGCGCUGCGUAAGCACAACUGUUUCGAAGAGAAAUUCAAAAACUGCGCUAAAUGCGACGAAGGGUUUAGCGAUUUGGCGUAUAAACUGCACGCCCCGUUUCACGCCGUUCACGCGCAGCAGAAACGAGACGUGGAAAUGCCGGAUUUAAUGAAAAAAUACGAAUCGAUGCAGUCUCUGUGGAAUAUCAUUUAUCUGUGCCAAGUCUGCGGCAUAGUAUUCGAUAACUACGACAAAGUAAUAGAGCAUUGUCAGGAUCAUUUUUGCAAUAUGGAAAGUUUCGAUGUUCAAAUCGAAAAGUGUCAUAUAUGCAAUCUUCAGUUUGACCAGGCGUCGUAUAGAAAACACGCCGAUAUCCAUCUGAAUCCGAUUAAGAAGAGCUCCUUUCAAAUACUCAAGUUUAAUUAUGAGAAUCUACUAAACGAUGCAUGGUUUGAUGUAUUCAAGCCAAUAACGGAGGAACAGAGGGGCCAUAUACUAGCAAGAAGCGCAUAUAAUAUAGACAGAUGUAUCAGGUUCAAAUUAGAAAUGGACGGGUUUUCGAACAACACAAUGUUCAAAUGCAACAUAUGUAAUAAUAUAAUCGAUAAGGAUGGUGUGCUAGAACACGCUAGAAAUCAAGAUGCAUGCGCGCGGAGCAAGCAACGGUUUACUUGCAUGUUUUGCAAUCUGUCAUUUCAGAAUAAAAACACGAAAGUGGCGCACGAACGCGACCAUAUCGGCAAUACACUGAAAGAGAACUCCAUUCGUCUCGUCACCUUCAACCACCAAAACGAUUUCGCUACGAACUUCGUGAUGUGCAACCUGCCAAGAAAGGACAGUUUGAAGUUCAACUGGUGCCAAGAAUGCAACCUUUUGAUCAAAAAGCAAGACUAUAAUAAACACCUCAUGAAACACAAACCGAAAAAGGUCACAUAUGCGGUAAAAAAAGCCAGCAAACCAAUGAAAAUGUACGAUGUAUACCAAUGCGUGCAUUGCAACGGCACGGUCUUCAAAUUUAUCAACGUGAAACGGCACAACUGCCCGACAAAUGCGUCCUACCAGUCGUGCAAAUAUUGCAAUCUAAGAUUUAGGAAGUGCUUCAUGGCGAAACAUUACGCGUUUCAUAAAAUCAAGCCCAGUUUCAAUAAGAAUACCAUCAAUGUUAUACCAUUUGAUAAUGGUAAUGUCGAAAUGGUAUCUCAAAUAGUGGAGACCUCACCGGUUUUACCGAGGAGCAACAGUAUAUUAUUGACCCUGUACCAGUGUCAGAAAUGUCGAGCGUGCGUUAGCACCAAGUCCAAGAUGAAAAGUCACACGUGCGUGACGAAUAAGAAGUUCCUGGUGCCGUGCUCUAUAUGCAGAGUCUACUUCCGCAGAAUGCGAUUUAAAUAUCACGAGAAUAUACACAAGCUUCGGCCGGACAUAACAAAAUCGAAUAUAGAGAUCGUUAAAUACAAUUUACCUGCGGACAAAACGGUUAAAAGGAAACUGGAAGAGAUCGUGACACCCCGUAAGAAAAUCAAAGUGGAGAUGCCACCGGACGCGAACAAAACGAUUUCCCCAGACCCCAUGGCGUUGAUCUAUCGUCGCAUUUCCGUGGUAUACAAAUGCGCCUGUAACAUACUGUUUGAGAACAGAAUUAAUUUAGCUGAACACAUGAAAGUAUGCAGAAGUGACCGAAACGCAGUGGCGUGCAAUCUAUGCGGGUUGCAAUUCCAUCAAAAGGACAUACAGAUACACGAGAAUACGGAUGCUUGCGCGGACAGUAAAUUCUACUUGGUCGGCUCGGUCGUAAUAAAUAAUAAACACACGCACGACCCCAAUCAUUGGAUAACCAACUGCUCCGAGUGUAACUUGUACUAUAUGAACGUCAAAGGUCUGAAAAUACACAUGGCCAAGGGACACUUGAAACGGUCGAUUAGCGUUUGCCCACAGUGCAAUGUCCUAUUCCCUCAAAAGCGCUAUAAGGAGCAUGUGGUCAAACAUCAUGAAAAAAUGAAAGUUCGUGUGUCAGAGCUCAAUAGAGAGAGUUUCGAUGUAGUUUCUAUCGCUGAAUUGGUAAAGCUCAACGCGAAGAUCGGUUGUCCGAGUGAGGCGCUUUCGACUAACGUGAAAGAGCAAGUUGUUGAAACCUCAAUAUUGUACAAGUGCUCGGACUGCGAGUUGUACUUUACUCUUAGGAAAACCCUCGGUUAUCAUUACGAAAAGAAUCAGCACGAUAUAAAAAGGUUUCCCUGCAAGUAUUGUGGGUUGAAUUUCACUCAGAUAUUGUUGAGACGUCACGAGGAAUUUGAGCAUACGAUCAACGACUUCAAAAUUGUAAUCAGCCCCGAUGUUAAAGAACGGACGUUCAAAAGGGAGUCACUCGAUACCUCGUCGAAUUAUAGUUUUGAAAAUACACCGGUGAAAAUCGAAAGGAUACCAUCACCGCUGAAGAUUCCUAAGGAAAAGCCUAUGAGCGUGAAAGUUGAAGGAAAAUUCGAUGUGUCUACGCUGAAACAUAGAAACAACACCGCCGAAGAGGCGCGCAUUAUCCGAAAAUUGUCUAAAACUCCGAUACAAAAAUUGAAAAUGAUCUACCAGUGUGAUAUAUGCAAGCUCAGUUUCCUCCACGAAGACACAAUAGCCUGCCAUAUGAGCAAAGGCACACACACAUCGAGAUGCAUGCCUUGUUCAGAGUGUGGGCUGCUGUUUACAAAGCCGAGCUUACAACGGCACACGCUAAUGCACCACGAGAUCUUAAAAUUCAAAUUGGAAGACUUUCAAAGGAGGAUCUAUACGUCGGAAACCUAUUUCUACGAUGCGCCCAUAGACAAUGCGAUACCAACAUCGAGUGAGGCGAACACAGCGAAAAUAGCCAUAGAGCAGGAAAUUGCACCUGUUAUAAAAACGGAAGCGCCGAUGUUGUACAAAUGUGCUCACUGUGACGUUUACUUUACGUCACAUGACAUGUGCUGGGAGCACACCAACAGCCACACGCCGCUGGACUCCACAGAGUAUAUAGGCUGUAAAAUAUGCGACCUGCAAUUACUCUGCGAAUGUCUGGGCGUUCAUAUGCGCGGGCAUAGAGAAAACACGUUCGACAUCGACAAUUUGGUUGUUACGGAGUACCAACCCCGGGAGCACGAUACGCCAUUAACAAGCACCUACUUGGCUGCUGAGAAGUUGAAGUCGAAAUUGAUAAGCACCACCACCGAUUGUGGGAAUGAAGACUGAUUGAGCCAUUUUCGGAUUAAACCGUCUUAUUUACUUUUAGAUAGUUUUGCUUCUGUAAGCAAUUUGGGCCACUUACCUGCCGCAAUCAAGCCAGUUCUGUCCUAUUGAAAUGUCCAAAGACACGCCAUCUAUUAAGACUUGCUAAAUCAUCAUGACCAGUGCAUCUAUAUCAUAUCGAUAUUCCUAAUAUAUUUUGUGUAAAUUUGUCUAAAACUCUGUUGAGUUUUACCCCACCUCCUACGUCAGAUCUAAGCCCAGUGCUAAAAAAUGAAUAUAAUUUUAAUAAUUGCUAUCUGUAUCUGAUCGAAGAAGCUUCCGCUUAUGUUUUUUUUUGUGAUUUGGUGUUUAAAGAGUUUUUGUAUAUCUGAUUCGUAAAGAAUAUUUUUAAAAGUGAUCCUAUUAUAGAUUAAAAUAUUAUUUGAAUUCGUAACUAUGGUUACAUGGCCUGUAUGGUGAUUAUAACUCUACAACGCUAUCCGUUCGUCGAUGAAUAUUAAAUAAUUUUGAUGUAGAAUUAAGGAGGACACAUAUCUUUACGAAGUCCAUCAAUAGAUAUAUAGAGAUAUUGCUUUGUCAAUAGAUAUAUGUAGAAAAAAGCCAAUAUUUUUCCAUUUAGAAUGAUUCAAUUUACUUAAUUAGCUCUCUUCAUUCAAUUAAAGUCUUAUCGGUCGUCAGUGCCAUACGAGAAGGUUUUUCGUGGCGUUUCCUAUAUGGUUACUUAUGUACCAUUGGUUGUUUGAAUUUCCUAAAAGCCAGCCCCCCCUUCCCCCUUUUUUACGCUGUUUUACAUUCGUCCUCCUUAAUUUCGCUCUAAGUCUUUGAAUUGUAUAAAUGAUACUCAACUAUGAACCAAAUAUGUUAAAAGAUGAUAUUAUAUCAAUAAAAUGAAUAUUACAUGCCAUUCUCCAAACGAGUUUUACCUCUGAAUUCUCAAUGUGAGUUGUCUCUUUCAGUUUUUAUAGUUAGUUUGGAGUGAAAGAGACGAAGCGAUGUUGAGAAGGCCGUGACUUAAACUGUAAUGUUAACUUAGUUUUUAAGUUAAUGAUAAUUGUUAAUGUUUGAAUGAUUUAAGAGUAAGAUUGUAAUUAAAGUAUUUUGAAUACA
Messenger RNA from Zerene cesonia (dogface butterfly), 6287 nucleotides. Its product is annotated as zinc finger protein 91-like. The coding region runs from base 180 to 5183 and encodes 1667 amino acids. Gene Ontology annotation, cellular component: nucleus. Lineage: Eukaryota; Metazoa; Arthropoda; Insecta; Lepidoptera; Pieridae. The transcript is spliced from 3 exons. Gene Ontology annotation, molecular function: RNA polymerase II transcription regulatory region sequence-specific DNA binding; DNA-binding transcription factor activity, RNA polymerase II-specific. Gene Ontology annotation, biological process: regulation of transcription by RNA polymerase II. The record is from RefSeq and is a predicted model, not a curated record.